AUGGCUGUCAACGAGAUUAUGGCACCCACAGUCAAUGCAAACUGUCAAUACUCGACCAGAUAUUGCUGGGAAGCUGAAAAAGUCAAAUCAUUGAUCAGAUUACGGGCCGAACUCUCGCCACUCUUCACGGGCAAAAGAAAUGCCUCGAAAUAUGCUUGGGCCGUUGUGGAACGUGAGCUAAAUGUGCCGCUGCCGCUGUCGAAGAUCAUCAAGAAAUGGAACAAUCUGUUGCAGGAAUACAAGGCCAUCAAGAUGUCGGAGGAGCCGAAGCGUCGGGAAUGGCCCUUCUUCACAUUGAUGGAUGUGUAUUUCAGCGAUCAGGUGAACGAUCCAUCGCUGAGACUUUUCUCAUCGACAAAGACACUGAAGGAGACACUCGACGACAGUGUGUUCGAGGAUGAUCCAAUAAUUGCCUCGGCAAUUGCAGCUGCCACAAGUGGCGCUUAUAUGGAAAUCGAUGAGCUCAUACGGCGGCAAAAGGAGCGUGCUGCUCUCGCGGCAGAGCGGAAGCUGGCAGCGGCAGCAAGUGGAGCGAGCGGGGACUACAAGUUCGAGCUGAAACCGAUGCUGGGCAACAGCAAUAUUGGCAACAAGUUCAACAGCAACAGUGACAUGGUUAAAUUGUCCAAGAGUGUCGAUGAUUUGUCUAUGCAACAGUACAAGAUUAAGCAGGAGCUGAUGCGGCAGCGGGAGCAGGAGCAGCAGGAGAACAUGGUCAAGAUCAAGCAGCAUGCACGCCAGCAACAGCAGCAGGCACAGCAGCAGCAACAACAGCAGCAGCAGCAGCAGCAGCAACAGCAGCAACAUCAUCAACAGCAGCAGCAACAACGUUUCAUGGGGCAUCAAGCUUCGUUGUCGCCACAUCCGCAUCGAUCGCCGCCGGGCUUGCAACAUGCAUUGCAACAGCAACAACAGCAUCUGUUGCAGCAGCAACAGCAGCAUCUACAGCAGCAAUUGCAGCAGCAACAGCAACAGCAGCAGCAGCAACAACAACAACAACAGCAGCAACAUCAUCAUCAGAUUCCACAUCAAUCAUCCACGCCGCGUCCCUCGUCGCCGCCAACCACAGCACAACAGAUUCACAUCACAGCCACCCAACAUCAGGCAGCACAGCAGCAACUGCAGCACAAGCAGCAACAGCAGCAACAGCAACCCUACACCGAUCCCAACACCAUUGAUCAGUAUCUGCUGUCGUGGAACAAUUUCCAUGGCAACAUGUGUCGUGGCUUCCACUCCCUGCAGAAGGACGAGAAGAUGGUGGAUGUGACAAUCGCAGCUGGCGGCAAAAUAUUCAAGGCCCACAAAUUGGUGUUAUCCGUAUGCAGUCCGUAUUUCCAGCAGAUCUUCCUUGAGAACCCAUCGAGUCAUCCCAUACUCCUGAUGGCCGACGUCGAGGCCAGUCACAUGGCUGGACUGCUCGACUUUAUGUACAGCGGGCAGGUGAAUGUCAAGUACGAGGAUCUGCCCGUAUUCCUCAAGGUCGCCGAGGCCAUGAAAAUUAAAGGACUCCACACAGAGAAAAAUCUGGACAGCGAUGCGAGCGACAUCAGUUCUCCACUGGAAAGUGAUGGCACCGAGUGUCGCUAUGAGCGUGGCACGCAUAGUGUGAAUAUCACCAGUGGCCAUGCUGGCUAUGGAGCCACAGCUCUGGAGCAAUCCUCGCUCAAUGGACCCACUCCACUGUCUCUGGCCAGUCCAGGCGGGGGAGGAGGGGGAAGUGGUGGAGGGGGUCAAGGAUAUGCUGGUUUUAGGGAGCAUAUCAAAUCGAAGGCAACGCUCGCCGAGAGCUUUAUGAAGAAUCUCAAUCGCAACAACAACAACAACAGCAACAGCACCAACAACAACAACUACAACAGCAGCAGCAACAGCAACACGAACAGCAACAACAACACAGUCUCUGAGACAGAGAGCAACUCAUAUGCGAUUCUCCAGGCGAAUAGCAAAAAAAUGCUCGAUUCUGCACGAAAGCAACAUAAAUAUUUGGCCAAAAGGAAAAUCCUAAUGCACUACAACAACACGGAGCUGGGCAACACGGAGGCAAAGAGAUUAAAGGAAAUGGAACGAUAUCCGAGUGCGGAACAACAUGAUGAUGCACUGAACAACAACAACAACAGCAACAGCCACGCCUACAGCCACGCCCACAGCCAGGAUAUUAUGGAACCGAUAACAACAAUUGUGCCUAGAAAUUCCGAUAACUUUAAGAUACGUCUGGUGGAGAAUCAUCAGCUGACCAACAACAACAACAACAACAGCAAGAGUUGCAACAACAACAACAAUAAUAAUAAUAAUAACAAUAAUAUUAUUAAUAAUAAUCAUCAUGAUGAUGAGGAAGCCUUAAAUCUCGUCAAUGGUAAUCGACCACGCCCACAAACGCCCACGCCGCCACCACCCGACAUACAAUUGGUCAAACGUGAAGUGGAACUAGAGGAAGCCAACAACAACAACAAUAACAACAACAGCAACAACAACAAUGCACUUGAUGAGCAACUCUCGAAAUACGACGACAACAACAACAACAAUCACGGCCUGGACAUGGAAACCGACUCGAACAACAACAACAGCAACAAGGCCAACACCGAAACCAACAACAACAAUAACAAUAACAACAACAAUGGUGUUGGUGUUGAGCUCGCAUUGGCGCUGGGCAAACACAAAUUGUUGAAUGCAAUUAAUCGCAGCUUGGAAAUGGAACAACAGCAACAUGUUGCUGAAACAACAGAGCACGGCAGCAACAACAGCAACAACAACAGCAAUGGGGAGCACGACAACGAUGACAACAACAACAAUCACAGCCAACAUUUGGAUUUGAGCACCAUUAAAAAUAUUGCGACAGCGGAAAUUCUCUGCGGUCUCAAAAGCAAAGUGCUUAAAUUAGAAGAAGAGCAGCGAGAGCGAGAAAGAGAGCGUGAGAGAGAGCGAGAGAGGGAGGCCUGUCGCAGUCUGAGCGAGAUAAAGAAUGCCGAUUGAGGGGCGGGUCUUAAAUAUAUAAAUAUACAUAAAUAAAUA
Messenger RNA from Drosophila innubila, 3006 nucleotides. RefSeq names its product myb-like protein I. The transcript has 6 exons. The coding region runs from base 1 to 2967 and encodes 988 amino acids. Gene Ontology annotation, biological process: regulation of transcription by RNA polymerase II. Gene Ontology annotation, molecular function: protein binding. Gene Ontology annotation, cellular component: nucleus. The record is from RefSeq and is a predicted model, not a curated record. Lineage: Eukaryota; Metazoa; Arthropoda; Insecta; Diptera; Drosophilidae.